UCGUUGAUUGAAUCGAAUCAAGAUCGUGAUUCGAUUCAAUCAACGAGUCGAAUCGAUUCGUUGAUCGAAUCGAAUCGAUUCGUUGAUUGAUUGAUUGAUUGAUUGAUUGAUUGAUUGAUUUGAAUUGAUUGAUUGAUUGAUUGAUUGAUUGAUUGAUUUGAUUUGAUUGAUUGAUUGAUUGAUUGAUUGAUUGAUUGGUUGAUUGGUUGGUAGGAGGCGGAGGAGGAGGAGGAGGUCCCGAUGGAUGGACAGAGAGAGAGAGAGAGAGAGAGAGAGAGAGAGAGAGAGAGAGAGAGAGAGAGAGAGAGAGAGAGAGACCGAUGGAGGAGGAGGAGGAGGAGGAGGUCCCGAUGGAGGAGGAGGAGGUCACCAUGGAGGAGGAGGAGGAGGAGGAGGAGAUCCCGAUGGAGGAGGAGGAGGUCCCGACGGAGGUGGAGGAGGAGGGGGUCCCGAUGGAGGAGGAGGAGAGGGUCUUGAUGGAGGAGGAGGAGGAGGUCCCAAUGGAGGAGGAGGAGGAGGUCCCAAUGGAGGAGGAGGUGGAGGUCCCAAUGGAGGAGGAGGANGAGGUCCCCAUGGAGGAGGAGGAGGAGGAGGAGGUCCCGAUGGAGGAGGAGGAGGAGGUCCUGAUGGAGGAGGAGGAGGAGGUCCCGAUGGAGGUGGAGGAGAAGGGGGUCCCGAUAGAGGAGGAGGACGAGGUCCCGAUGGAGGAGGAGGAGGAGGACGACGACGAGGAGGAUACACAGAGAGAGAGAGGAACUCACCGGCGAUGGCGAUCCAGAUGGCGGGGCUGGGGUGCCGCGUCCUCGCGAGCGCACUCACGCGCUCGUCGUCCAGAGGCGGGAGUACGAGGGCAGCGUGGGGAGGAUUGGGGCGGACGCGGGCGGUUCACUAUGUAUGCUAGACUAAUCGCUAUGCCUGAGAUGGAUAUGACUGAUCACAUCAUCAAGCUAUUUAUGGACAACUGGGAUGGAAAGAAGUUGAGACCGAUUGAGUAUAUGAGCAAAAAGAUGCCAUCUAAGAAAUUGGCAAAGUCCACCUAUGAAAGGGAACUCUAUGCUCUCUACAAAGCCCUUGUCCAUUGGAGGCACUUCCUGUUGGGACGGUUCUUCUACUUGAGAAUUGACCAUCAAACCCUCAAAUGGAUCAAGACUCAACCGACUCUUUCUGAUGCAUUCAAGCGCUGGAUUGAGGUCAUAGAUCAGUAUGAAUUCAAGCUUGAGUAUCUUAAGGGAGAGUACAAUAAGGUUGCAGAUGCGCUAUCUCGUAGAGCAGACUACCUAGGGGCGCUAGUUUAUGAGUUUGGUGUAUCUCAGGAAGUAACUCAAUCGCUGGUGGGAGCCUAUCAGGAAGACCCUGUCACGAUGGACAUCAUCCGCAAACUUCAGGCAAAAGACAAGGCCACAGAGAAUGAGUUUGUGAUGGUGGAUAGGUUACUCUUUCUUGAUAAGGCCGGGUGUAAAAGGUUAGUAGUUCCAUCGAGUGAGAGUUUGCGCAGUUUAUUUCUAGGGGAAUGUCAUGACGCAACUGGACACUUUGACUACAAAAAGACAAGUGUCAAUCUAGUACAACGAUUUUGGUGGCCUGGAAUGCUAGAUGAUGCAAAGAAGUAUGUAGAAACCUGUCAGGUCUGUCAGCGGGACAAGCCGCGAACUCGAGCACCGCUUGGGUUGUUGAAGCCCUUACCUAUCCCCGCUGGUCCAGGACAGAGUGUUUCCAUGGAUUUCAUGGACACCCUGGUGACCAGUAAGAGUGGCAAGAGGCACAUCUUCGUCAUCAUCGAUCGAUUCACCAAAGAUGUCCGAUUCGCAAGUGAGUUGUGGAAGAAGACUGCUGAGCAGAUGGGCAGUCAACUUCAGAUGACUUCAAGAAAUCAUCCCAAAGCCAACGGACAGGCCGAGCAAAUGAACAGAGUUGUACAACACUUGCUGAGGCAUUACAUCAAGCCCAGCCAGGAUGACUGGGAUGAGAAGUUGCCUCUCAUCGCCAGUCUGUACAACAAUGCUGCACACAUCAGUACCGGCGUCAGUCCUAAUCAGCUGCACUUGGGAUGGAAGCCUAGAUCAGCUCUAGACGUCCUCCUACCUGAAAACCGAUCCUCUGCAACUCCAGGCACACUUGAGUAUGGUGUGCAGUAUGAGAAGUUGCUGCAGCAAGCUGUCGAGCACAUCAAGAAAGCUCAGCAAACAAUGAUUGCUUCUGAGAACAAGCAUCGACGACAGUCCUCAUUUCAGGUAGGGGAACGUGUCUGGGUCAAGGCUAGUGAGCUAGGACAGGAAUUCGGGAUCUCUCGUAAACUAAUGCCUCAGUAUUUUGGUCCCUGGGAAGUCCUGGAUGUAGUGGGGGAUGAGAUGGAUGGUCCUACCUAUGUAAUCCAUAUCCCUGGACACCUACGCACUCACCCUGUCUUUCAUGCCUCAAAGCUUGCACCUUUCGCUGAGACAGAUCAAUUCCCUUCAAGGAGAUCGAUGCUGCCCCCAACCAUGGAUGGUCAAGUGGACAUCGACGACAUUGUGGAUCACAAAGAUCUGCUUGUUCAGAAGCCAUUGGGUAGAGGAAGACCUCCAAAACCCAAGCGGGAGUAUCGCGUCAGAUUCAGGUAUCAUACAGAUCCAAAGGAAGAUCGAUGGUUCACCAGAGAGGAACUGAUUGACACAGCUCCUCAAGUGGUGGCAGAGUAUGCGAGAAUGUUAAAAGGGAAGGCACCUGCGAAGUAAGCAUCUCAGCGGACUUUCGAAGCU
Molecule: messenger RNA, 2738 nt
Organism: Chara braunii
Lineage: Eukaryota; Viridiplantae; Streptophyta; Charophyceae; Charales; Characeae
Source: the annotation of a GenBank genome assembly